Cantharellus anzutake is the source of this 759-nucleotide messenger RNA. Its product is annotated as FRG1-like family-domain-containing protein. The transcript is spliced from 3 exons. Gene Ontology annotation, molecular function: actin filament binding. Gene Ontology annotation, cellular component: catalytic step 2 spliceosome; nucleolus; striated muscle dense body. The coding region runs from base 1 to 759 and encodes 252 amino acids. NCBI's taxonomy places the organism in Eukaryota, Fungi, Basidiomycota, Agaricomycetes, Cantharellales, Hydnaceae. The record is from RefSeq and is a predicted model, not a curated record.
AUGAACCCCUUCACGCUCCUCACUGAAUGCCGCUCAGCAUGGGUUGAGCCUGAGAGUGCGAUCGAAGUGCUUGGGCCAACAUUUAUUGUACAUCCAACAGAACCCCCCAUGUGCAUUGCAUUUGACUCUACGAGAGAUCGCGUAACCUUCCCGUCUCUCUCAUCGGCUUCAUCCUCAAGUUCUACUUCUCCGCUUUUGGCCCUCACGCCUACUGAAGUCUCGCAUGUCUGGGUCGUCACUCGUGUUGCUGGAACAGACACGAUAAAUCUCCGAACACCAAGUGGAAAAUUCUUGUCUUGUGACGUCCAUGGUCUUGUCUCGGCAGAUCGGGAAGCUCGGGGUCCUCAAGAGGAAUGGACGCCUGUUAUAUUGUCAGAUACCCAACCGCCUAUGAUUGCAUUCAGGUCCAUGUAUGAGAAACAUCUGGGCGUUGACGAGGUAGCAGGAGGUAAUCUUACUCUUCGCGCCGAUGCGGAAGAAAUUGGCUUCAAUGAGCGUUUCUUCGUUCGAGUUCAGUAUGAGUAUAAGAAGAAAGCCACUGAGGAGGAGAAGAAGAAGCGCCUGGACACGGAAGAGGAUGAACACUACGGGAAAUUUGACGAGGCGACCAUUAACUCCAAAUUCCAGCUCUGGGGUGCAGGGAGAAGAAUAGUGUCAAAGGAUGACGACCGUGAGCUCAAAAAGGCAAGAAAAGAAGGACGACUGAACGAAGCAUUGCUGGAUCGGCGAGCGAAACUAAAAAGUGACAGAUUCUGCUAG